GCCGCAAAUCCCAUGCUCUCAGACAGCAAACCACAAAACAUCCUCAGCAGAUCGAAGAGGAUAAACAAAGAUUCAAGGGUUACCUUGUAGUGUAGUUUGUUAAAACUGAACACUUAAGUAACCUCCUUAAAGUAAAGAACAAACAGAUUUCUUCUUUCUUGUUUGUUGUUUGGUUUUUUGGGGUUAGAUUGUUGGCAGAUGGUGAAGCAGACCACUGAAAAAUCAGCUGAGCGAAGCGAUUCCAAAUACAAAGGUGUCCGGAAGCGCAAGUGGGGAAAGUGGGUGUCCGAAAUCCGGCUACCAAAUAGCCGGGAAAGGAUUUGGUUGGGAUCCUACGACUCUGCCGAGAAGGCAGCGCGUGCUUUUGAUGCUGCGCUUUUUUGCCUGCGUGGCCGCACAGCGAAGUUCAAUUUUCCUGAGAACCCACCGGAGAUCGCCGGUGGGCGUUCUCUCACUCCAACGGAGAUCCAGGUUGCGGCGUCUAGGUUCGCGAACUCGGUCGAGCCUCCGAAAAGCAGCCACUCGGAUCCGACGGGUACCCACUUGUUAAAUGAGUCGGCGUCACCUUCGGUGUCGGAGGGGACUGUGCAGAUGGGUAGCGACGCCACUUUGGACGGGUCGUUCUUGGACUUGUUUAGGACAGUCGGGUCGGGAAAUUACGCAGCGGAUUACGGAAUAUUUCCGGGUUUUGAUGAUUUCACGAAUGAAUUGUACGCACAGCCUUUGCCUAGCUUUGAUUAUGGAGAUCAGGAAAAUUCUGAUGGCAUUAUAAUUGAGUCGUCGUCGUCGUCGUCAUUCCUUUGGAAUUUCUAGGGAGACGACCCGACAGGUUAAAAUGGGUCAGAGGUCUGGACAGUUUUAGUUUUCGGAGCUAGUGACCAAAAUUCUUUUAACCCGGAAGGGCCAAAUUUUUUAUCCGGAGCUGCUGAUGGUGUAAUUGAAUCCGGAUAUGGAUGGACCAAAUUUUUUAGGGACAUCUUUGCAAUAAAUAAAAUUUAAAAAUUUAGUUUUAAGUUGUAAAGAAGGAGGAGAUGACGUAAAUGUUGAUGUAAUUCGGAUCACUCGUUUUGUAUGGUUGCAAAUCGCAAUGAAUGGAUAUUUCCCACAAAUUUGAAUAA
Carya illinoinensis is the source of this 1118-nucleotide messenger RNA. RefSeq names its product ethylene-responsive transcription factor ERF017. Lineage: Eukaryota; Viridiplantae; Streptophyta; Magnoliopsida; Fagales; Juglandaceae. The transcript has a single exon. Bases 199 to 813 code for a protein of 204 amino acids. Gene Ontology annotation, molecular function: DNA binding; DNA-binding transcription factor activity. The record is from RefSeq and is a predicted model, not a curated record. Gene Ontology annotation, biological process: regulation of DNA-templated transcription.